Molecule: messenger RNA, 1209 nt
Organism: Fusarium sp. VM40
Lineage: Eukaryota; Fungi; Ascomycota; Sordariomycetes; Hypocreales; Nectriaceae
Source: the annotation of a GenBank genome assembly
AUGGGAUCUCUACACAAAGAAAACGGUCUUUCACCUGCAUUCUCCUCAGUGCGGACAAAGCUGGCUCAAAACCAAGGCCGAAUCACCCUCUGUGAAUCUCACGAUGGCAACUCAACCGAGAUCAUCAGAAGUGCCGUCGGCAAGAAAGGCCAGCGCUUCGAUGGCAUCUGGUACAGUGGUCUCUGCCAGACUACCUACCUCGGCAUCCCAGACAGCGAGACCGUCUCACCUCUGCAGAGGGCGUCACUGCUUGCUCUGGAUGGAGAGUUGAAGCGCAAAACAAGCAAUCGCUCACUUUGCGCUGCGUUUGACGCAGACAGUGGUGGCGAUAUUGCUGAGAUUCCCGCUUUGGUUGCACUACUUAACCUUGUGGGAGUUGGCAUGAUUGUCAUCGAAGACAAGGCCGUUUCAGCUCCUGGCCAGAAAGUCAACUCUCUUGCCACGACAUCUGCCUCCCAGGCUCUGGCGGACCCUGACGAAUUCGCUGAAGUGAUUCGCGCCUUCAAGGCCGUCACUACCAAGAGUAGCCCCAUGGUCACUGCGCGUAUCGAGUCAUUCUGCUGCAGAGUCGCAAAGUCUGACCCAGAAGAGGAGAAGAGGUCUUAUGAAGCCUCCCACCAGGAUGCCAUAAUGCGAGCAAAGGUGUACCACGAGGCGGGAGUCGAUGCCAUCAUGAUUCACUCCAAGAGCAAAUCCCCAGAUGAAGUUCUCCGGUUCUUGCGCGAAUACCGCGAGUUCGACCACAGCACGCCUCUUGUCGUCGUUCCCACUGCCUACUCCAAGACCCCCAAGGUCGACCUCUACGAAGCUGGCGCCAACGUGAUCAUCUACGCCAACCACCUGAUGCGCGCCAAGAUCAACGCCGUGGGAUCCAUCUCUGACAAGAUCCUCUCCAAGAACACGGAUCUGUUCUACAAUGACGAUGAGGCGCGAGCCAUGAUCAAGGCGCGUAACUACGGAUGCCUUCUGCGGAAGCUCAAGAGCAACAGCGUCUGGGGAGAUGAGAGCAAUGAGGCCAGGAUGUACAGGAUUGUUGCCGAGGCUACUGCGUCUGAGAGUAUUCAGGCUACGGUUCUUGAUCUGCUGGAGGGUGACUUGGCGGGAUGUGAAGCUGAUGCAAGGAUUAUCACUGUGAAGGAGUUGUUGUCGAUCAAUGCGAAGCAGGUUGUCUCUGUGGCAGAUCUUGUUGGCCAGGCAGAUUUCUUUUGA